AUGCCAGGAGAUGAGCAGAAAGCUAAGAAUGCUGCCCAGAGUACCGAGGAAGGGGAAGUCCCCAUUACUGAAGCCCUUAUCACCAAGAGGAACUUGACCUUCCCUGAGGAUGAAGACCUGUCAGAAAAGAUGGUUCGUACCCUUGAUGAACUGGAGACCGUCCGCCUGGAUCGGGAAGGGAUUACUUCUAUCAGGAAUUUAGAGGGCCUCCGGAAUAUUCACAGCCUCUACCUGCAGUCGAAUAAGAUCCAGAGGAUUGAGAACUUGUCAUGCAUCACCUCCCUGCGCUUCCUGUCUCUGGCAGGAAACCAAAUCAAGCAGGUGGAAAACCUCCUUGACCUCCAGUACCUCCAGUUUCUGGACCUUUCUGAGAACCUGAUAGAAAUGCUAAAGCUAGAUGAGCUCCCUCAGAGCCUUCUCAUCCUCAACCUGUGUGGAAACCCCUGCACCAACCAGAAUGGCUACAGGAAGAUGGUGAUAGGAGCCCUGCCUCUGCUCUUGGACCUGGACAAGCAGCCUAUAUUGGAGCGCUGGACCUCAGAUGAGGAGGAUAAAUCCUCAGAUGAGGAGGAAUUUCCGGAACUGAAUGGCCCGUUCUGUGCAGAGCAAGGAUUCUUCAAGGACUUAGAGCAGGAACUACAGCAACAUCAAGAACGAAGGCAGCAGGCAGUCCUGGCAGAGCACUUGUCAAGGAUGGAGACACAGCCUGUCCUCACUGACCUGCCCCUCCUGCCUGCAGUGCCCAUGGCUGGGGACUGCAGCCCUGCUGUCACAGCAGAGUCUGAGAAGGAGCCAGCCCCUAAGGCCACCUCCUCAACCCAGACCACCGCUUCUACUAAGAAAUCAGUUCCCACAAGCCAAAAAGGCUCUGUCCGGGCAAGGAAGGGGGCUCCGGCAGCCACAGCCUCCAAGACCUCUCUGUCUGCAGCCCCCAGCAUGACAAAACCUGCAACCAAAAGAAGCACAAAGUAGCCUGCAGCCCGAGUGCGUGCUUGCCCU
This is a messenger RNA of Phodopus roborovskii (desert hamster), 999 nucleotides long. It is a transcript of the gene Lrrc46, whose product is annotated as leucine rich repeat containing 46. The transcript has 8 exons. The record is from RefSeq and is a predicted model, not a curated record. The coding region runs from base 1 to 972 and encodes 323 amino acids. NCBI's taxonomy places the organism in Eukaryota, Metazoa, Chordata, Mammalia, Rodentia, Cricetidae. Gene Ontology annotation, molecular function: protein binding.